This is a messenger RNA of Schistocerca gregaria, 9462 nucleotides long. RefSeq lists its product as uncharacterized. The record is from RefSeq and is a predicted model, not a curated record. The coding region runs from base 1 to 2349 and encodes 782 amino acids. The transcript has 8 exons. NCBI's taxonomy places the organism in Eukaryota, Metazoa, Arthropoda, Insecta, Orthoptera, Acrididae.
AUGAGAAAGUGUCCAGCUACCCGCAGACGCCCGCGCCCCGGCAGCCGCCCCGGGGGCCAAGUGCGCCCUCGGCAGCCCCACCUGCCGUGCCGCUCUCUGCUGGCGGCCGGCGUCUCCUCUGCCACGACUGGCCCAGAGGCCUCGGCUAGUGGACGCGCCGCGCCAGAGGCAGCAGCGGCGGCGCGGUUGUCGCGCGCCUGCGACGCCUGCGGAGACGCCGCGACUCGGCGCCGCGACGCCACACCGACACCGACGCCGGGCCGUGCCGAGCCGGUGAGGGCGGGGAUGGGGCGCGGGGGGCGCGGGGGCGACCGGGCCGUGCCGAGCCGGCGGCAGAGCGCAGCGGCAGCCGCCACGCCAGGCGCCUGCUCGGGACGCGCGCCCCUGGCUCCAGCAGCCCGCUUCCAGCUCCAGAGGCCGGCUGGCCGGACGCUCCAGCUGCAGAGCAUCGAUGCGGCGCCCGCGCCCGCGCCGGCCGGGACCGCUGCAGGCGUCGCCGCCGACGCCCCCGCCGCCGACGCCGCCGACGCCGACGCCGAGUCUCGCGACGUCGCUGAGCCGACCUCACUGCAACAGGGAAGCCGCGAUGCUCGCCCACAGCACCGGCUGCCGCGCCGCCUGAGCGCAGACAUGGCGAGCGCCGUCGACGUCUGCGCCGUCUCCGCCGGCCUGCUGGUGGCGGGGCGCGUGCUCGGCGCCGCGGCUGUGGCGACCGCCGCCGCUGCCGCCAACGUCAGCACCUCCAGUUCCAGCCCUGUAAAUGGCUCCAGCACGGAGCCGCGAGCCGCCAACUCGUCCGCCGCCUUCGCCAACAUCGACGACGGCGGCGGCAUCGACCCCAGGGACUUUGCGCAGGGCUACACGGACGUGCAGACGCUGAUGCUGGCCGGCGUGUGCACGCUCAUCGUGCUGGUGUUCGCGCUGGGCGCCGGAUUCGCCGUCAGGAUCGCGUGGCGGAAGCUGCGGGAGCGCGCCGCCGACGGCUACACGGGGGUGGUGCACCGCGACGACAGCAGCGACCCCCUGCAGGGGGGCGCGGGGGGCGGCCGCGUCGCCUCCGCCUCCACGCACUCCAGCGGCAACCUGCUCGCCGACGAGCUGAAGGCGGCCGCCGCCCACUGCUCCGCACACAACGCCGUCCUGGAUGGCGCCGCCAUCGAUGACGUCAGCUCCCAGUCGCCGCUGCUCGCCGGCAGCGCCUCUGCCGGCAGCGUGCGCAGCCACGCCAACGGUAGCGUUAUCACCAUGACUCUGAAAAACAAUCACCUCAUUGUCGAGACGCAGGACCGAGCGGUGCGGCUGCAGGACGGCGCCACCAAGACGACGACGACCACGUUCACGACGUCGGCGUCGCCGGAGCACGAGCCGGUGUUCGUGGUGGAGGUGACGCAGCCGCGCGGCUACUCGGCGCUGCCCGCCUGCGCCGACGCCGACGCCGACGCCGACGCGGCCAACCCCGGCGCCUGCAGGCAGGCCGCCCCCGCCGCAAGUCAGCGCGCGCAGGUUCACCGUGCAGACGCCGACGACGACGACGAGGACGCGGGCGGCGGCGCGUCGGUCGAGGAGGCGUCCUCGGGGGUGGCGCCGGCGUCGGGGGCGGCGCCGCCCCGCAGCAACACGGGCCUGUCGCAGUCCGACCUGAGCGUGUCGUCGGCGGGCUCGGCCAACCCGAGCUACCGCUACGGCAACCAGACGGGCUACGACGGCGGACCGUUCGGCUACCCGCAGUACGCCGGCUACUGCGUCGAGGCGGCCGCCUCCGGCGCCGGCGCAGGCGCUGCGGGGGCGGUGGCCGCGGCGACCACUGAAGCGCCCUCCGCCUCCGCCCCCGCCACCGACACGCCGGGCUCGGCGCGCAGGCCCGUCUUCUGGGGCGCCCAGGACUCGAUGCUGAGCAGCGACCAGCAGUCGGAGCAGCUGCUGUCCGACAUCUUGCAGGAGGAGCUCCUGCAGGAGGAGCAGCGGCAGCUGGGCAACGGCAGCGACUCGGCAGCCCCGGGCCUCCACCGCACCGGCAGCCUGCCGCCCCGUGUGCGCGCCGAGCCGACCCAGGAGGAGAGUGGGGCGCAGCAGCCCGGCAGCAGGCUGGAGCCCGUGGCGGAGGCCGCCGCCCCCAGGGCCGCCUACAGCCCCCGCAAGCGCGCGUCCCUGCCCGCCAUCUCGGCCGGCCUCUGCAGGCCGUCCCCGCGUCUCGAGGGCUUCACGAACGACAUCUCGCCGCUGCGGGAGGUGGCCGACCAGAGUCCCGAGGCCGAACGGUGCACCGGCACCAGGACUUUGCAAGAUGGCGUCAGUGAAAAGCCUUUCGAGAACAAGUCUUUCGUGUCAACAGAUCAAAUGGCGAGCUAACUUUGUAGCUCAGACACUGUACUAUGGCCGCUAGUGACACGAGCAAUGGAAUCUGAAAAUGGGGAACUAGGUUUCGCUCAGUAUGGACGGGAAACGAAACCGAUAAUUAAUGUGUCGUACAAGUACUGAACUUCAUUAAAUCCCAUAAAGACGGGACAUGUAACCGGGCAGCUGAUUGUAUCAGUUACUUCUUUCAGAAAGAGUAACUGAAUCUACGUAUAUAUAAUUCUGUGACAAACAAUAAAAAAAAAAUCUGUGCUUCAUCUGAGCUAAACAGUGCUAGUUUUGUAACUACAUUUUUUUCCUUAAAAUUACAGGGAGACAGAAUGGAUGGACUGUAUUUAUUUUAAUAAGCCUAAAUUCUAUACUCUAUUACUAGAGUUUCAUUACUUAAUUCACUGUUUACUAUAGUGCAUUUUACCACGAUUUAUUCAUCUCUUCCCCCCCCCCCCCUCUCCAUUUUUUCCUUGUUUUUUCCUAUCUCAUUUUGCCCUUUCCUCCUAGUUAUUAACUGCACUAUUCAUUUAACUUCAUUUUUCUCUUCCACAUAAUCUUUACUAACCUCUCAAUCUACCUUUCCUUCAUCUCUGUACUGAAGCUAGCACAGUGGUUACCAAUGUUCGGUCUUUGACCUCAUUUAUUAGACAUCUAUACUCGUAACAGCUUCCAGACUUAGUAACCUGCACAUCAUUUGCAACAGUCCCCACUAUAUCGCCCUUUCUUUCCUGAAGAAGCAACUAACAAUUCCGAAAACUGGGAUCGAUUUUCCUAUUUUGACAUAUGCCAGUCAGUACUUGAGUAUCACCUACUGUCCAGCCAUUGUCUCCUUUUAAUUUUGUAGUUUUAUAGUGAAUUUCCGUUAUAAUGCGAUUAUCUAUUUUACUUUGUUUUGGAAACUUUUUUAUAUUUGUUGCACAGUUUAACUCAAUUUAUUGUAGAAUCAAUAUAGAAUUUAAUAACAACUUCAUAUUGUGCAAAAGCGUGAAGCACACAUCACGUAUUUUACCUUGUAAUUUUUCGAAUGAGCACAUAAUUGUUUGAGAGAAUUGAUGUCAAUGUUUAACUCCCAAAGAGAAUUUUAUUUCUAAAUGCAACCAUUCCAAUUUUACUUUUAUAUAGGGCAGAAUCAUAACCUAGCUGAGAUAAUAAUAACAGAUUGUUCCCUUACGAUUAGAUUGACCAUUUACUUAGCUCCUUGUGACAAGUUCUUGUCUAAAAUGUUGGUCAUUAUCGUUCUUCUCUACACAUUAAUAAAUGUUACAUGGAAACAGUAAUUGUAGGGUUGGUUGAUGCUUCCACUUCACAAUAUUCUGCAUGUAAAAUUAUCCCACAUAAAUAAUGAGAGCGUUAUUAUGGACACUUAGCUCUUUAAUAUCAGUGUUUACUAAUCAUUAAUUGUUAAAUGCUGGUGAAGUUUUGGAUAUGCUUUCUAGACCGUCAGAUGUUGCUAUGUUAAAGUUAGGCAGUCUCAGGGACAGACGAUAGGUGUAUGUAAACAAGUGGAAAUGUUUAGAACUCAUAUACCAUGCAUCUCUUAACCCAAAAAACAAUUUGCUACAAAAAUUAAAAUGACAAGCAUCUAGAGUGACUCAGAGUGCCUUUUGCUUGUUUUGUUUUAAGAGCAUCUUGACCGUUAUUUGCAAAGUUCAUAUUCUUUAAUUGAUAAAAUAUUACGUUUUCACCCCAGAGAUCGGAAAGUGACAGCAACAGUAAUAAUAACAUUCUCAUAUACCAACAGGGUACCAUACUAGGUAUGAUACUGUGUUAUUAUACCAAGGAUCAUCCUGCCAGUAAUUAAAUUAUAUUUUUUAAAUAUAUAAAACCAGAAGGACAUUAUAUACAAUCCUAUGACAGUAAGACGUUCAUAGUGUAAUAUAUAAUGCCCUUAUUUUGCAAGGUGAUAUAGUGGGCCCAGAUAAAUACAAAACCCUCUUUCUAAGUUCGAAUGACAACACAAUUGUUUAAUUAUAUGGGCACCUCAUUUACUGUGCACCACCUCGAAAUAUCUUAUCAGUAAUUACCAUUUACACUGUCUAUGGGCUAUAUAACAUAAAAUAUGUAAACUUUUCAACCAUUUUAGGAAUCUGUGAGAUAUGAGAGUAAAGUAUAACACAUAUUCAGAAAAAGGAAGGUGCCUUCAUUUGUUUUAAAAUAAGCAGCUGACAAGGUUAAAUGCCCCCUUUCUUUAUCUUAUCUUCAAUCAAAAAUCUUUAUAUUAGGGAACAUUCAGAAAUGCAAAAAGAUGAAGCACACUAUACAGCAUAACAUUAAGGAUUAUGCUAGAACAACAUUAUGCUACAUUCUUAACACUGUUGGGUUCUGAAGAAUUGAGUAACAAAUUUUUGAUUAAUAAGUGGUUUGAUAAUUUAUUCUUUUUCGUUUUAUUAUUUAAUUUUUACUUACAUACCCAAAUGUUGGAUUAUACAAAAAAUAAUAAUCUAAUUUUCACUUGCUAUAUUAAUUCAUUACCUUCUACUUUUCUUUUACAUGUAGUUUACCUAUUGUGCACAUGAUAUCACUAUAGGGGUACCUUCAUGAGUUAUUCUUAUAACUUAUGCAUAAAAUGCUAGUUUUUGUAUCAGUUACUGCUCAUAUUCAGUCUGCAGCACAGUAGUUAUGUAUUUACAAGUACAGUAGCACGUUUUACUCUAUGAAACUCCUUGCUUUCAAGUACAGCUGCAGAGCAUUUUUGACGGAAAUUCAACUUAAUGUUUGGUAGGAGGCAUGUGGGAGAAGUACUGUCUAUUCAAAAUCUUCCAAUUUUGUCUUAGUAAAACUUUCACUUCAAUUUUUCGUAUAAGGACCAGAUUUAUUUCCUUUUACUACAUACUCUGCUAUAGACCUCAAGUCAGUUAGCGAGGAACGGUUGCUCAAAUGAUUUAAGAGCCUCUCAUUUUUCUUUACAACAGUAUACAUAAUAUUCUUACAUAAGCACCAUGGUUUCAUUACUAGAACGCAUCAGAAAUUUUCUCUGUGAUAGGCACAAUGUAACAUACUAAUUCUGUGACACAUUAAAACCAUUGGUUGGAUGUUGGAAACAGUGACUUCUACAACGGUAUAUGUAUCAGACUACUAUUACUUUUGCAGUGCUUUCGUACAAUUUAUAUCUUAAUUACAUUUUUUUUAAUUUAACACUCAGCAAAGAAAGUCUUAUACAGUAUAGUAUGUUUGAAAAUCAUAUAAAACUUGUCUUGAAAAAACAUGCAUAUCUCUAAUCAAGUGUUAACCACAUCAUUCACUUUAUUAAUCUGACAAGUACGAACUAUAUUCCUGACAGAAGAGUUCACCUGUAUGACAUUGAGAACUGCCACAACACUUCUAAAGUGUUUUGCCGACAAAUACACUUUUAAAAGCAAAAUAAUCGCACAAUCUGUCUGAAUUAUCAAGUCAAUUUUUAUUAUAAAAUUCCUAUAUUUGUGGUAAGGAAAAAUAUGUAUUACAGGUAAAAAACAAUGAGCCGGGCAACCCCGCCAUUACCUUUCUGUUGGAAACAUUUAUAGCAAGUUACCCAUUUUUCAGACAUUCCUAGAGCUACUGUGUUAACUGAACUAUUACGCCACACCUUUUUGAGUGAUGUUGUGUCAAGUAACUUUAAGUGAUACUGGUACAUCAAAAAUGGUAGCUUGUCAUAAUCCAUCCCAACAACUCUCUUCCCAAUUACAUGAUCUCCAUUUACAUUAGUUUCAUUCCUUGGCUUCCUGCAACUAAUUUCUUUUGAGAGCUUAUUUGUAAAUAUGUGCUGCACUGGUUCUCUCCUUUCUUUUUUUCUGUACUCUCCACCACCCUUUUGUAAUCGUUCCUCUAAUAGUUUAUAUCAUUUAAUUCUGUCUCCACACUAUGAGUUCUUUCUGUCAAGCCUUGUAUUUAACUUACCAGUGGUCUUCAUAUCACCAUUAAUACACUGGAUUAUAUCUUUAUAGCCUGUAGUCCCACAUCAUCUACACUCCUAUCAUGCAUCUGCAGUUUCCCCAAAUGUUGUAUUAUAAACACUUUAUCUUCAGUUAGCGUUCGCAUAAGUUUGCUUUAACAUUUCUUCUUCUUAUAUUACUCUAUCAUCAAUUUUGUUUUCUAAGGGUGUAGAUAAAUUGGAAGUUUACUUUUAUACUCUGGCUGUAUUGUUAAUGUUUCUAAUCUGUAUGUGAGUACACAUCAUAAUACUCCUGAAAUGCUUGUCUCUGAACUUCAUUUUCCACUUUCACAUGUAGUUACAUCAUGAUUAGCACUACUAUAGAGAAAUCGUUUUACACUUUAUAGCUGUUUCUGCAUUAUGUAUGGUUUCUUCUGAAAUUUUUGGCCCUCUCUCACCACUGGGUGUUGCCUUGUGCUUCGUCAUGAUGCAGGCAUUCUAUGUUGAUGUCUGUAAAUAGGUCAUGUAGCCAGUCCAUACAGGUCAUUUACCAUCGAAUUUCAAUGACAGCUCAUGUAUUGCUUGUGUGUCCCAGUCAGCUUGAGCUGCAAAUCUCUUAAAACAUAGACAGCUUCACCUCAUCUUCUCAACUGUACAUGCCACUCUGUACCACCUGCGAAUUUUCCUAUGAUCAUGAAAAGGCAGACCAGAUGUUUAUGAAAACAUUUUGGUUUCUGCUGCAGAAAGUCUUUGCUCGGAUUCUUUUAUUGUGCACCAAUAUUCUACACUAAUGCAAAUAGGUUAUUACAGUGCAACAUAUUUUCGACUAUUGUAUAUAAUUCCCUAAAAAUUGUUUUUGGCGUAUACAACUUGGAUAUACCUAAUUAGUUCUUAGCUAUAGUCCAUUAUUUUCAUGAAACAGUAAACAAAUACUACAGUAUUAUUUGAUGACAGCAUUUGUACCAGUGUCAGGUACCGGGACUUACAUUCUGUCUACUGUAACACACAUUUUAUAGCAUGCAACGUUCACAGAAAACAAAAGCAUAAUAUUUACGGAAGAAAAGUAGUAGUGUGCUUAAAGUGACUAUGACUUAGCGACUAUAAUGGUUUCAAGUAAAACAUUUACAAUUUUCAAUAGUUGAAAAGAUUUGUUUGAAGCCUAAAGGAUAAAGCUUAGAAAGUAGGAAUGAAUAGCAUACAUCAGACUGAACAAACGAUUCAGGAAGAGCAAAAGUGACAGCCGGAAGAGUGAUAUGCAGACAAUUAACUAUUUGUUAAGUACAUACAUAUUAAGGUGCAGGAUGGCAGGAUGAAGUUGUAGUAAAAAAAUCAUAAAAAGAGUACAAAUGGAAAUAUACACUCAUUUAAACAGUAAGUACGAAACAUUUCAAAUAUGAUAAAACAAUAAGAACAAGGAAUGUUGUAGAUUUUAAAAAAUGUGCCCAUUUGGAAACAGAAAUAAAUAAGGCCAAAUAAAAAAGUGAAGGAGGUGGCUAGAAUAGCAAACAGGUGGUCGAAAUUCCAUCUACAUCUUUCUUUGCUUUUUCCCCUGCAUAAUGUCAGCCACAUAAGUUCUUACACAUUGAUGUGGCAUAUUGGGGCACCUUAUAUCCCUAAAUCAGAGGAUGAAAUAAUGAGAGAAAUGUGUGAAAAGAAUGUUUCCCUGCACAGUGUUACAGUGAAAUUUAUAGCUCAUUCUUCAUAAUAUCUAUCCCACAAAUUAAGCAGAAAUUGACAUAACAAGAGAAAUAAAUAUUAAUUAGCUUCUUUGAACAAUGCAGAGAUAGUAAUUUAUAAUAGCUCCCUCAUUUUUAUAUAUUUUUCUUAAUUUUUAUUUCCAAACAAAUAGCAGACAAAUGCUACCCAACAGCAGCUUGUUCCCCACAAACUGACAAAGACACCUACACAGCAGCAGACGUAAAUCUAUUCCACAUAUUUGUGUUCAGCCUCAGAGUUUUCGGAAUGCAUUGUUGGUGCUAAUAAACAUGAUGACUUUCUGUACAUAUGUGAUUAAUAUUAGAUUCAUAACACAUUCAUGGAAUAAAAUUGCUAAUGUUGUUAGCUCCUGAAAACACGACCAUGUUAUAAGAUUUUUGGGACCUAUUGUUGAAUACCAUGUCUACAGAGAAUGAAAAUGAAAAAGAUGUUCUUGUUAACUAAUUAUAGAUCUGUUAUCAGAUGUUUACCUUGUAGCUCUGUUCUUCUGUUGGAAAAGAGAAAGAUAAUUUUAAUUUGCUUAUAAUAUGUUUAAUAACUCAGCAAUUCAAGGUUUGUUAAGUGUAUUGCAUAUAUGAGUAAACAAUGAACAAAAUAGAAUAAUUUCAAAUAAAAUUUCAAUUUUGUGAAUACUCUUCAAAAACCCACUUAUCUACUUUGUUGUUAUCGUUAGUACAGACACUAGAACAAAACUCUAAGCCUUGCCAAAAACAGUGUUAUUUUUCAUAACAUAAUAUUAUUUCUUGAUUAAAACAUCCUUUAUAUUUCAUUUUAUCCACAUCAGCCUUAUACUAGCAUCCAGUAUUAAGUCCAACAAUUGAAUGUGAAAGUGUCUUGUGGAUGGCUAUUUCAACAGCAUUAUAAAAUUUUAAUUAUAAUUCAUUGAUUGAAAUUUUUACAAAGACCCGUUUCUAUUUUCUUAUACAAGCAAAUUAAACUGAACAGGAAAUAAAAUGUAUGUAUACUUGCAGAUAUAGACAUGUUCACAGUGGCUUAUCAGUAAAACGCUAUUUUUAAUAUACCUUGAUAUAAUUCAUACAUUCAGUACAUACAUAUAUAUAUAUUUAAACUCUGUUUAUGUUAUCUUCACUACAUAUUUGUUAAAAGAUUCUUGUAAGAAUUACACGAAACAAAAUACAAUGUAGCAUGGAAACAAUGUUUGACCAUUUUUGAUUCAGACAGAAAGUACUUUAUGAAGCAGAACAUGAAGUAAAAGAUACACUAAGUAGAAAAAGCUGUAUUUAAAUAAUAUUAAUCAAUAUAUCAACAAAUAAAUAGGCGAAUGUCACAUAAAUAAGAAAUAUAGGACAAAAUUAUGAAAACACAGUACAGGUAACUUUAUUCCUUUCAUCAUACGGGUGCCAAAAUUUAAAAUAAAGUUUAUAAAAUAAAUGCCUAAAUGUCUGAAUACAUUUCAUUUGAUAAUUAAACAAAGAUUGUGCUCUGAAUUUUGAUUCCUGUUUCAAUUUUUGUCUAGUGAUGAAAUCUGUUUAUUGUGGAUAAAUUAAUAACAAGUGACUUGAAAAUCUAGUAAAAUCCAAAUUGCUAGA